Molecule: messenger RNA, 2614 nt
Organism: Pyricularia grisea
Lineage: Eukaryota; Fungi; Ascomycota; Sordariomycetes; Magnaporthales; Pyriculariaceae
Exons: 2
Coding region: 605-1042 (145 amino acids)
Source: RefSeq, a predicted model, not a curated record
GUGUUCGGGGUGAACUCCUUUUGGUCACCCAAAUUUCAAGUCUAGACGAGGUACACAGACAAGAGAUUGGGCAGUCAUGACGAAUCACAAAACGGCCCCCCUCCCAAAGCUUCAUCUAGUCGCUUGAUGGCCGGCGGGGCGCCUGGUCAAAGGGGAAAGAGGGGUCCAUUGGGGGUUUACGGUUCCAUGCUUUCGUGUCGUCUUGCUUGGAGUACGUACAUGCGCUUUCCAGCGUGUGGUUUUGGUGUAUUCCAUUUGACCGGGGGCCAUUAAUGACACAAGUGCCUUCCACUAAAUUGUCUUUUCUUGCAUUGUCCAUCCUUGUCAAGGAAACAUCUUGUUGUACAUACAACUUUUAAACACAUAACUUGCGUUACUUGUUGUUACCAGUACCUAUCUCUACACAUACUGAUCCCCGAGUCUAGUAGCACUAGAUUAGACGCCUUGUCAUCAACAUAACGAUUCUUCCGCGUCCUUAGCUCCCAACUCUCCCUUCCCCCUUUUACUACCCGCUUACCUACCAACUACCUACCCCACCCCCGCCCGUAUCUACCGAGUACUCGCGUCGCGUGCUACUCGACCAAAUCCACCAGCAACCGCAAACAUGUCUGGAAGACCCGGAGGUAACUCGCGCGGCCGCGGCGGCAAGUUUAAGAAGUUCACACGCGGAGGCGGCAGACACUUUUCCCGAGACCUCCAGCCCAUAGACAACGAAGACUACAAGAAGGAGGAGGAGGAAGAUUCUGAAGAGAACUCGGAAGAGGAGAGCUCCGAAGAGGAACAGGAGCGCAAACCCAGACCGCCCAAGAAGAGCCGUGAGCAGCUCAAGGCAGAGAAGAAGGCCGCCAAGGCCGCUGCGGCGGCCAAGGCCAAGGCACCGCCCAAGCCCCAGCCCGGUGACAUGCCUCCGAGCGAGUCCUCGGAGGAGGAAGAUGAUGAUGAGGAAGAGGAGAGCGAGGAGGAGUCUUCGGAGGAUGAGGCCAAGGCAAAGCAGGCUGCUGCCGCAGCCGCGGCUAAAAAGGCUGCACCUGUCAAGAAGUAGAUGUCCUUGGGCUACCUUGGCCGAGGGGCGGAUUCUAUCGUUCGUGGAUACUGUCUGGGAUUGUAAGACCUGGUGAGAACAGUCGCCCACAGAACGUUGGACGUUGUGUCACGACGCAGGGUCUGUUGUUGAAGAGUGGCCUCUGGAUAACUAUGCCCGAACCACCCGAUGUAGACAUGGCUUGAAUACCAAUUGCUCUAUCCGCCCAUCUCGGUCCCAUUAAAGAUUACGGUUUUGAUGUGAUGUGCGGCGGCAAAUGCUGCUAAUAUGGGUUGUUGUACAUGAUCAGGAAUGGAAAAAAGCACUGGGAAGUCAUCUUCCUUCAUAUCCCUGCCAGGCUAUCGCUUCCCACCGAUUCUUUCCACAGUCCAUCAAAGUCAAUUCCUUCCUCUUGGAAGAGAUCUCGGAUCUUCUGGGCAACAGCAACCUGUUUCUCCUCAGUCAUGCCACCGGGCUGUGUCGCCUCGAACUGGACAGUCUCGAUCCAGCGGAAGAAGAGAUCCUCCUUACCAAGACGAACCAGCGCUUCGCGAAAGGCAAAUACCUGCCGCCUCCGCUCAUCCUCCUUGGUGCCUCCGGCGACACCAUUGCCCGUGUCCAGAACCAACCAGCCGUGCUCCUUGUGGUGCAGCAACACAACGAGACUAAACGCGUUCAGCGCCAGCGCCUUGGCGUCCACGAGUUUGUGCGCAUACACCAUGGCGGCCCAGUCGAGGUCCCAGUCGCCGUUCAUGGUGAGGUAGCCCGUCUUGUCGUUGAGCAGUACGGGCGACGUGGCGUUGCGAACAUAGGUGGCGAGCUGGGUGCGAGACCCCUGGUCCGUUAGCACGUCCUUGCCGGCCAGUUGGCGGUCCCACUCGCGACUGCGGCGGACGUAGAUUUCCUUGUCCCGGAAGCCGAUCUGCCAGCGCCAGAGGCAGGGGUUGCCGUGGGUGCGGCCCAGGCAGAACUCGACGGGCCAGGGCCAGACGAAGAUGAGCAGGAUUAGGUCCAGGAAGAGGGUGAAGCCGCGGCCGAAUACGACCCAGGCCAGCGCGGACCACGACAUGGCGGCCGUGUCGAGCGAGAUGCCCGUCACGUGGUUGCCGGUGGCGGCGAUGGCUAGCUGCUUGUAGUAGGGGGCGAUGUAGCGCAGGCGCAGGACAAACAAGGCAAAAACGGCCAAGUUCAGGGCCACGGGCACCAAGAAGAUCUUGCGCUUGAAUGCAGGCGGCUUGGAGUCCACGUGGGCCACGUAGACAUGCUCCGGGUCGAGUAUGUCGACAAAGGAAGAAAAACUGUCUGGGAUCUUGCGGUAGGGUUUAGGGAUGGAUCCUGCGGCGGUUGCCUUUUUGGAUCCAGAGCUUUUGCCCUUGGAUGUGCGAGAUGAGGGUGCCAUUGUUGGACCUCGUGUCGGGUUGAAGUCGGGCGGUUGUUGUCUCGAUCGAUCUCUGGGAAUCGUUUCGAGGGUUGGCAGGGAAUGCACCUGCUGCUUGGCCAUUUUUUUGAGCUUUUUGUUCCAAGUCAUGGAUGGGUUUUGUCACACAGUAUUACAGUUGUUGAGGUUGGGACAGCCAUCAAUGCCCUUUCGAC